CAUCAUACCCAUGAUGCAGCGCGGCUCAGUCCGGGCGCCAUGAUUCUCGUGCAGAUGUUUUCAGAGCUCAGACUGAGGAGAUUUGACGCUAAGCUAACGGCCUGAAGCUCUGCACUUAAACUAGUUUCAAUGCACUCAUCGACGUUAUAGAGAUACCAGAGUCUCCAAGAUAACGUACAGUCUUGGGUUAUGGCGACCAAUGCCGGGGAUGAUGAGUUUGAUGAAUAUAAGCCUGGUGCUGAGAGGUCAAGAAGACGGAGAGGAGAAGAUGACGACUUGGAAAGUGAUUUGGAGGAGGGAGACUUACUUGAAGAAGAUUGGCUGUCAUCAAAAAAGAACCCGUCAGAGAUGUCAGAUGAGGAGCUAAACGAUGACCUCUUACAAAGUGAUGAAGAGGACCAAAACACAAGUGGUCAGGGUGAGGUUGUGAGUUUAAAUGCCACACUGGGUCUGGGCACGUCUGGUCACCUUCAAGAUGAAGACCCUGUUGGAGGUGGAUAUACCGAAUACUCCUAUGAGGAGACAGAGGGCGGCCAACCGGGUUUCUCUCAGGGUGGGGAGUAUGAGGGAGAAGAUGAAGGGGUGGAAUACACAGGAGACCAGAACUGUGUAGAAUAUCAAGAUGAAGUGCUGGAACUACAGAUCGACGAGCCACUGGAUGAUGAUUUUCAAGUGGAUGAUUACCCGACUGAGUAUAGUGAAGAGCAGACUGACCGACAGGAAGUGCCUGAGGAGGAGGAGCAUGAGGAGGAAACUGAGGAGCAGGACAGCUCUCAGGUCACAGAAUUAGAGGAGGUGGAGAAUGAAAACGAUCCAGAAGCUGAGGCCGAACUGGACGCCGAUGUGAAGGAGGAGUCUGAUGAGGAAGAGGAAGAUAUUGAAGAAUCUGGCCGUCUGCGAUUUAAGACAGAGCGCAAAGAUGACACAGUGGUCAGACUGUCCGAUGCCACCAGUAAAAGGAGGAACAUCCCAGACACAUUAGAGCUCUCUGAUGCAGCUAAAGCAGACCUGCGUGAGUUUGAGGAAAGGGAACGUCAGAGGAAGCAGGGCCGUUUUGGAGGACGAGGGCGAGGAGCAGAUGGAGGGAGGGGAGGAAUGGCAGGUAGAGGUGGGGUCAGGGGAAGGGGAGGAGCAGGAGGACGAGGAGCCGGUGGAAGAGGCGACUUCCCUCUAUUUGGAAUGGGAGGUUUCCGUGGUGAUGGAGUUGGAAGUCGAGGGAGAAUAAAUGAGCAAAGGCCUCCGCUGAUGCAAGUGAACUUAGGAAUGCAGCAGCAGCUCAGAAUGACUCCUCCGCUUCAGCAUCACCACCAUCAGUCUCGUCUGCUUGGUCCGAGAGGCAGUGGAGGUUCCGGGCUAUUCCCGGAUCCGGGCACCCCAAUUCCUCAGCAGCCGCUGCAGCUGAUGACGCCUCGUCUGGCCCACCAUUCCCCGGGGCCCAGAGCACAACACGACACACAUGUACCACGCUUGUUGAACUCGCCGCCGCGGCACUCACGCGCACAUCCCAACCAACACCAGCAGCAUCAACAGCAUCACCCCAAGAACAUUCACAUCAACCCUCACUUCAGAGGGCCCUCCUCCUCACCUGUGCAAGUUCCCUCAAUGCCUCCUGUGCAGAACCAACCGAGGCCUAACAUCGCUUCACAGAGACUCCCGGCUCCUCCUGAUUUCCAGCAGCAUCUUCAAGGGAAUUUUGGCCCACCUCAGCGGCCUCUACCCCCCCAGGAUCAAUGGAGAGGACCACCACCACAUCAUCAGGAUCCAGAGCACUUCUUCCCUGGUGAACCACGUUUUUCAGGCCAGCACAUGUUUGACCAGCCAGGCCCUGCCCCCCUCAUGAAUAACAGUGUUCUUCCAAUAUCGGGCCAAGGCCCUCCAUCUUUCCCCCCGCAAGGGGGGCUCGGGAGUCCUGGAUUUGGUUCUCUGGGGCUCAGGCAGAACCAAGUGCCUCUGGGAGGAGGUAUUUUCCAGAGAGAGCCCCCUCGGCCAGGUCUGGCCCCACAGCAUGGAGGCCCUCAAGGCCCCCCUGGUCCCCGUGGCUUUGUGGGUCACAGACAGCCCUUCUCGCCCCAACAGCAGGGACCCCCCUUUAGCCCUCAGCACAUGUCGUUCGGUAUGCAGGUACGCCAGAGAGGUCUAAUGCAGCAGCCUCUCCACCAUGAUCUGCCACUAUCCCAUCAACCCUUGCACCAGCAACAUAGACAGGACUUGCCCCCCCAGGGUCUGCCUCACUCCCAGCCUCCACCCCAACACCAACAGCACCACCAACACCACCCAAGGGACCAACAUCCCAUGGUGCACCUCUCCCAGCCCCACUUCCGCCAGUCGAUUCAAAGUGGCCACAGACAGAUGCAGUCCCGACCGCAAGGCAACCAGCAGCGAAACAACCAUGCCAGACCCAAAAUGACGUCUCCUUCUCCACUGCAGCAGAUUCCUCCUCAACGCAACAGCAAUCUCCGUGAGCUGCCCAUCGCCUCAAACAACAAUAAUAACCGCCCGCCAGUGCCUAGUGGGCAAGCAAAGCCUGUUACCAGGGCAACACAGAAUGUUAGGCAAGGGCAGCCAGCUCGUGCUGGACCAGCAGGAAGGGGAGGAUCUGUGGCACAAGGGCAGGGAGCUGCCAAAGCACCAGAGCAGCCCAGUGUGCCUGAGAUGAAGAAAGAGUGUCCAGCUGCACAGUCAAGCACCACUCCAGAGGACCCAGAUGAAGAUGAGGAGACACGUCAGUACAGACUGAAGAUUGAGGAACAGAAGCGUCUGCGAGAGGAGAUCCUCAAGCGCAAGGAGCAGCGCAGGCAGAUGCAGGCUGGGAUGCGUAAAAAAGAACUGAUGGAACGGAUCAGCGGCCAGAACCCAAACCAGACUCCACAAACUCAUAUCCCCACACCCAACCCAACCCCAGCAGCCCAACCCCCACAGCCGGUCCCCUCACUGAUCUCUAACGGGACCCCCCAGAACCCUUUGACAGGUCUAAGUUCCCCUCGCCCAAACGUGAAGGCCCGUCUACAGAACACUAAACCUCUGGCACAGACUUCAGGCUGGUCUGGGCCACAGAAGCAACAGAGCGCUGGUCCUGAUGCCAGCCAGCAGGGCCAAUGGCAACCGCAGCAGAAGAUUACCAUGACCCCACAAAACACUCAAAGACAAGCUGCUGCUCAGACCAGCCCAUUAGAAGGGCCAUUGGGUCAGCCUCAACCUGGAGGAAAGAGAACAGUGAUGCAAAGAGCGAGCAGCAUCGAAUCUCCUCAGGUUCCACAGAAAGUGCGUGUAGUUAAGCAUCUGGGAGAGCAGGCAGAUGCCGGUCCCAACACUGGUCCCCCACAGCAGCAGCAACAACCAAUCGGUCGGCCUGCCCCCCAACAGAGACUUGGUCCCAUCAGAAAAGUUACCAUGGCAACUGGUGGUGUACAAAAUCAACAACAGGCUGGCCGUGGCAUGGCAAACCAAACGAACCGGGUGGUAGUUCGGGGUCGGGCGCGAGGCCGUGGUGGGGGGCGUGUGAUGAUGCAGCAGAACCCAAGAGCUCAGGAUUGUCAGAGAAGCACUGUUUGCAUUGAUGGUUUGUCCAGCACCACAACCAACAAACAGCUCAUGAACCUUCUCAACUCCAUUGGCCCUGUUGAGAAGUUUACAAUGUUGCCGGAGCAGCGGAAGGCCAUUGCCAAGUUUGUGAACCCUCAGCAUGCAGCAAGUUUUCAGCACAGCUUUCACAGGCACAUGAUAGAUUUGUCUCACAUCGAUGUUUCCAUUAUUGAUGGCUGAGGAACAAGCCAGUUCAACAACAGACAAGACGACGAGAAGUGAGCAAGAAGAGAAGGUCUUUUUCUGAGGAGGCUAAAGCUUUGGAAGCAGUGUGGAGAGUGCUGUCGACAAACUCAAGUCACAUGCAUGAAAGAAUCAAAAACAAUGAGCCAAACACCAGCUGUGUCCUACUGGAAAUGGCACAGCACCGAUCUCACAUUGUCAAGGACUUUGGCAUGAAGUCUUGCUCUUGUUUCUGUACUUUCAUUUAUAUGUGGACGGAUCAGUAAUGGUCUGAACCAGCAGGUGAAAAGAGAGAAAAAGGUAUGAAACCAGGACAUUUUUCUGCCAGUUGAUAAUAGUUGCUCUCAAGAUAAUCUUUUGAAUGUCUGUUUUUGGUCAAAUAGGAAUUCUUGAUUUACUGUGGAACGACUUGAAGAAAGUUUUAAAGGGGUGGUUUGGCCUGAUUGAAUAAUGAAGCGUAUGCUGCAGUAGGUUUUGUCACCUGUAGAGGGCAGCAGAUGUCUUUGGUAUGUUGGGGCAUAGCUGUGAACAUCAGAGCGAAAAGCACUGUGUGAUCAGGGGCAUAUUUGGGUUGAGCUUUUUUCUAGUUGCGUAUCUUUUAGAAGCCACUGUAAUAAUGCAGGUGUCUCUUUUUGUGCAUUUGUCUACGACUAUUCAUGAUCUUAAGUUUAUUCAAGGUCCCUUUCUCCAUUAUGAUUGUAUCGCAGUUGGGUUUUGUUCUGCAGAGCUGGAGUGAUGGAUGGUGCACGACCUAAAGACAGCUGAAAAACUAUUUGACAAUAAAUGGCUUUUAUAUUUUGAUUUUAGGUUUUGGUGCUGGAGCUGCAUAUUUAGAUUAUUUUAAACGUCGUUAGAAAUGGCUUCUAAGAAAGUAUUAAAGGCAACCAGAAAGUCCCCUCCUUUGGUAAUACUCCUUUUUAAUGCGUUUAGUUUUCGUUCCUCAGAGUUCAGCACAUGUUGUGUGUGGAAGAGGAUCGCUGAGUCUUGGCCUGUGUGAUGAUUCCAUAGGAUUUUAUUGUAUGCUUACAAGAUGCGGGAUGUCUAGAGCACUAGAUGAGUUUGAACUGUCCUGAUGUUAUUUGUUUGUGAAGAUACUGUUUGUAUUAAUAUGCUAAUAACUUUGGCUCAGUUAAUUGUUUUGAAGUUUGUCAGAUGGGAAUACAGGUUACUGAAUCUGAAUUGUGAGUUGUUAGGGAUAAGGAUUGGUCAAGAUCAGCUUCUAAUAUCCGUUAUCUCCAUUUUCCACUUUAUUUUUCCAUUUAUUUAGGAAGUUGUUACCCAAGCUUUAGAUUUUUGGAUAUUUUUUUUUUUUUUAAGUCUCCAGUGAAUAUAUUACACUCCCUCAAAAUGAUUUCAUGGCUUCAAUCAUGAGUUUUUCAUGCCUCAAUUUGUUAUUAUAUCAUAAUAAUAAUAGUAGUUUGUGGUACUGUGCAAGCAUAGUGCUUGUUCAUGUCUAAUUAUACAACUUAACCUAAACCUUUACGUUACUGCCCCAGAACUGAUCUUAGAUCUAGUGCAUUACAGUUUUCUUAUUUGUGACUGUUAAUUAAAUCCAACCACUUUACAUUAUAAAACAACAGGUCUUGUUAUAGUAUCUAAAAUAUAGCAAUUUUAGAUAACAGUAUAACAAAAUCAAAUUAUGUUUGAGCCAUUUCAGUAGAAUAAAAUAUGUCUGUAGUUAUUAAAACAUCCAGGUCUGCAAUUUCAAAGGAUUUGGGAGCAACUGUUAUCAGUGGUCACUUUCUUGUAUAUAAUGAAAAAAGAAAAAAAAAAAAUGUGUAUGAAGCUGUCAAAUCUGUUGUUUUCUCUUCUUGAAAUCUCUCCGUGUUUGAAAUGGUUUGAAAAUACCUACUAGUACGUGACUGGUGAAUUUCUUUUCUCAGUUUGUUUUUAUAUAUCAAUAUAAAAAGUAUUCCUUGGUCAUUUUACAACAAUUUUGUUAUUGGAGAACUUAGAGCUUAUUAUUUGAGGAUAUUUUAAAGAUGAAAAAUAAAAGAUGGUCACAUAUAUACCAUGUAAAUACGGUUAUGUGAAGCCAGCUGUCUUUAUCACCAUUAACUGUUGUCUGAUGUUGUUUUGUGUUUGCAUAUUAUUCUGAACACAUUUCCUCCAUCCUCCUGAAUGUUUCUCUGUUGCCAGCCGUACAAACUGAUUUUGUUUCCAAUUAAGGUGCCACAGUUUCUCUCAAUUCAGGUGAAUUGAAACAUCUGAGAUGUUUUGUGUGUUCUGGUUCUAAUGCUCAGUGUGUCCAAGACUUUGGGCCAUUAUGUCUAUGAAGUUCAUUUGUAAAGCUGCUACCCUUCAGCACCCUCUUGUUUUAAGAUGCACUUGUAAUUUGCUGAUAUGUCAUCUUCUAUUAUAAUAUAGUAGUUGGGUGUGGUUGAUCACAGUACCUUAUUUGUCCAUAUGUUUGUAUUAAUAAUUUGCUCCAUGAGUUUCUAGGAAUCACUGAAAUACAUAUAAUGGGUAAGCUUAUAAAUAAUGUUAUAAAAUACAUAUUGAGCCACUUAAAAAUAUAAGCUUUUUUAAUUUGUUUUUGUUAACUUUGAGUUUUCUAGACAUGCUCUGUUUAAAAUUGGUAUAGGGCACAGAUUUGUUUUGUUUGUUUUUUUCAGUUGCAGUUGCACACAUUUAUUUAUUUAUUGGUUUGAAUGUAUUUAUGUGAAAAUAGUUAAUCCUAUGGAUUUCAAAUGUUUUAUCAAGUCUGAGAGACUUAAAAAAAAAUCUUGGUAUAAAUCUUAUAAGACACAUAUUAUUUAUAAAGAGCCUUGUAAGAGAGAAAAACUGAUUCAUAUUGAAUCUUUUAGUAACUUCUUUGUAAGUGUAGAUUAACUUUGGGGAAACGGUCCCUUUCUGAUCUGUAAUCACACAUGUGACAAAUUUAAGUUUUCAGAGAUGUCUGUUUUUGGCUGUAUAGCUGUAUAGUCCAAAAUAAUGGAAGAGGUAUUAUGUGAUAGAAUCAAGAGUAGGCUAAAGGUUUACUUUUUUGUUGGGUCUUGUUUUGUUUCUUUAUUUCUGUCAACACUCCCAGUCUUUUAUUUUUUUUAACCACGGAUCCUGCUGCAGUAGAGCUAUUGGCCAGUUUAUUAAAACACCAGUAUUGCCUAUUGCUUCAGAAUUAAUUACCUUUAUUUCUCAUAAUGGUAGAUGUGGCAUUCUCUCCCCAUCCCCCCAUUAAUUACAUUUGUUGAGACUUUUAAAUUCUGGUGCUUGUUUUGUAUAAUCCUUUUGCCUGUUUUUACUCACUAUUUUAAGCGUCAAACACGAUGCGCUGCUUCCAGUUGGCAGCAGUAUGAUUAUUUGUAACUUGUAAUUAAACCAUUUUUUCUCUUUUUCAGGACAGAGCUUCCAGGAGCACAGAAAGGAGGGUUUUUCAUAAAACAAAUGCUCUGCACACUUUUUCAUUCUAAAAUGGCAUUGGUUUUCAAAAGGACUAUUUAGAAAUGUACAGACUGUGUUGAAACUCUACAAAGGAACUUGUGCAGUAUCAGAUUGCUUAAAGUAAUACUGGGUGAAGCUGUUUUAUACAUUAGUUCUGGAGUCAUUCUGUGGUGUGAUAGAGAGUUGCAAAGUGAUCAUAGCAUAUGUAUGUUUAAACACCUAUGGCCUGAUGAGAUUGUGUUUUGAGAGUAGUCAUAGGUGCUCACACUAGCAAACAACCAUUGCUGAUAUCACUAAUAACUAGGACAGGACGGUGCUAUAAAAUAUAUUGUGAAGUCUACAGAAUGGCAGGUUGAUUCAGUCUUGCUCGGUGCUCUGUUGAUCUGGUGCAGAAUCAAACCUUAGCUGCUUAGUUUUUGUGACUUGUGUUAGAUUUGUGUCUGUGUCUUAGAUUAGUGUAAUGACUGACGUAGCUCAUACAUCCCCAGACCUGCAUCCAGCUGCAGUUCUCCUGAGCAGCCCAGUGCUGUGUUGAGCUUCUCAGAAACAUGUUCUGAAUAGCUGGAACUUAUUAGGCAGUAUGACUUUGAUCGUUAUUAUAAUGAAAAUUAUUUUAUUGAUUGUUCGAGUGACUUUCAACACUCUUGUGCUUUUGAAAACCACUGCAUAAGCAAAUCAGACGAAAACUGAUGUGAAAAACCCUCCUUUUGGUUUCAGUUGUAAAUAAUGUUGUGUCUGUCUACAGUAGAGCUGCCUCCAGACGAUGCUAACUUGUCUUAUUUCUCAACAGGUGCUCUUCAGUUUAAGUGGUGCCAGAUAUCCCUUCUUUUGUGGUUUCUUUCUCUCUCUCUUUUUCUAUUUGUUGAGUUUCAUUCUCUCUCUCCCUUUCUCUUUCACUCACUCUUUCUUUGCUCUUUUGGAGGCUGGAUGGGAAAGCGGUUGUUGAUCUCAAUGUGGUGUUUGUGUGAACAUAAUCCUUCUGUAUUAAAGCAGGGGGACCUUGCUUCUGGAUUUCCUUACUGUAUUAGCCCACGUCCGUGGAAGUUUUGCGUCUCUGGGACCACACCCUACUGAGUUCCAAAGUUCAAAAACUUGCACAAAGCCCAAGAAUGAUCUGUACACUCUUGCCAGCUGUACACACAUGUUGUGUUGCUGAACGAAAAGAAAACAUUACUUGGAAAUCAUUAUUGUUUGGGGGAAGUGAUUUAUGCUGUGUUGAUCACCGUUUUGUUGUCCCUCCAUCUUGUAUUAAUGAAUGAAUGUUUUGAAGUGUCUGAAAUGUGUACACCAGACUGUCCUACAUGUUGAAUUAGGAAGAAUAUAAAUGGUGUUUGUUUAGUAAGCUUUCACUGAGCUUGUCAAAUGAAAACCGAUAAUAUGCCUUGACUGUACUUGUUAUGAAUAAUUGCUUGAAAUAAAUCCUUUUCCUGGAUUUGA
Molecule: messenger RNA, 8583 nt
Organism: Cyprinus carpio (common carp)
Lineage: Eukaryota; Metazoa; Chordata; Actinopteri; Cypriniformes; Cyprinidae
Gene: rbm33a
Product: RNA binding motif protein 33a
Molecular function (GO): RNA binding
Source: RefSeq, a predicted model, not a curated record